Molecule: messenger RNA, 819 nt
Organism: Tetrahymena thermophila SB210
Lineage: Eukaryota; Ciliophora; Oligohymenophorea; Hymenostomatida; Tetrahymenidae
Exons: 1
Source: RefSeq, a predicted model, not a curated record
AUGAGAAUUAUAAGCUUAGCUUUAAUUGCUUUACUUGCAAUAUCUGUUGUCUAUGCUGAUGAAGAUAUUGAUGCUAUCAACAAAUGCUCUGCUUCUACUGAUGCCCAAAUGAAUUGUGGUGAAGAUGAAGAUGAGGCCUGUGAAAAAGAAAAGGAAAGAUUGGAAUAAUGCAUAGAUAUUUGCGACGGUACUGGUAAUUCAACUUUUUAUGAAUUAGGGUUAUGCUGUUAAAAAAUGUGUACUACCAAAAACUCAAAGCUCAAAACUGCUUUCUCAAAUUACAUUAAAUGUUUCCUUAAAUUCCCUCCCACUGAAGAUAAUAAAAAUGAAGAUGACAAGAAAGGUGAAGAUGAAAAUAAGGGUGAAGGAGAAAAAAAAGAUGAAGGUGUAAAUAAGGACGAAGAAAACAAGAAAGAUGAAGGAGAAAAGAAGGAUGAAGGAAACAAGAAAGACGAAGGAGAAAAGAAAGAUGAAGGAAACAAAAAAGACGAAGGUGAAAAGAAAGAUGAAGGAGAAAAGAAGGACGAAGGAAACAAAAAAGACGAAGGAGAAAAAAAGGAGGAAGGAAACAAGAAAGAUGAAGGUGAAAAGAAAGAUGAAGAUACUAAGAAAGAUGAAGGUAUCAAAAAAGAUGAGGAAAACAAAAAAGACAAGGUGGAAGAAGGUCAAUAAGGCUAAAAGGGAGAUAAAAACUCUAAUGAUCAAAAAGAUUAAAAAGACCAAAAUGGUAAACCUACCAAAGCUGAAUAAAGUGUUAUUUCUGGUGGAAACUCUUUAGUUUUUGCAGUCACUUUAACUAUUUUAGCUUUAAUAAAUUGA